CAUUUCCUUUUUAUAUAGCCGGUCGGUCCAUCCGCGCUGCCUAUCUAAGUGGCCGUUUGUCCAAUUGCUGACCCCAAGCUCAUUCCGUUGUCAAGCGCACCUUUCGUUCCAAAUAUUGCAGCAUUACAAAGGUGUAGAUCCACAGCAGCACGCAGCAGCCUUGACUUGUUCAACAUGUCGCAGCAGGUCGAGGGCGUUCGCAUCCUAGGUAAGGUCGAGGGCGCACACGUGCAGAUCCUCACCCCCGAAGCAAUCCGUUUCCUCGCUGUCCUCCACCGAAACUUUGAGGCCACCCGUCAGAGCCUCCUCAAGGCACGCCAGCUGCGGCAGACGCAAUUCGACGGCGGUGCUCUUCCGGACUUUCUGCCGCAGACAAAGUUCAUCCGUGAGGACCGCCAAUGGAAGUGCGCCCCGCCUGCACCCGGUCUCCGCGACCGGCGUGUCGAGAUCACUGGGCCUGUCGACAAGAAGAUGGUAAUUAACGCUCUCAACUCAGGUGCCUACACAUACAUGGCAGACUUUGAGGACUCGAACUCGCCGACCUGGUUCAACAACCUCGAUGGCCAGGUUAACAUGCGCGACGCCGUCUUCCGCCAGAUCGACUUUAAGCAGGAAAAUGGAAAGGAGUACAAGUUGAAGCCCCGUGGUCAGACUGCCACCCUCAUCGUCCGCCCACGUGGCUGGCAUCUCAAUGAGGAGAACCUCUUGAUUGACGGCAAGGCCAUCUCCGGCAGUCUGUUCGACUUUGGUCUCUACUUCUUCACUAACGCAAAGGAGCUGAUCCGGACUGGAUACGGCCCUUACUUCUACACGCCCAAGAUGGAGUCUCACCUCGAAGCACGACUCUGGAAUGACGUCUUCAACCUCUCGCAAGACUACCUUGCCAUCCCACGCGGAACAAUUCGCGCCACUGUGCUGAUUGAGACCAUCACUGCUGCAUUCGAGAUGGACGAAAUCCUGUACGAGCUACGUGACCACUCUUCUGGCCUGAACUGCGGCCGCUGGGACUACAUCUUCUCCUUCAUCAAGAGGCAGCGAUACAACAAGAACGCUAUUCUUCCUGACAGGUCUGAUGUGACGAUGACAGUUCCGUUCAUGCAGGCCUACGUCAACCUGCUCAUUCAGACGUGCCACAAGCGCCAGGUCGCUGCUAUCGGCGGUAUGGCGGCUCAGAUCCCUAUCAAAGACGACCCGAAGGCAAACGAUGUGGCGAUGGAGAAGGUCAAGGCUGAUAAGCUGCGGGAGGUCAAGGCUGGCCAUGACGGAACUUGGGUUGCUCACCCUGCGCUUGUCAAGAUCGCUCUUGAGAUCUUCGACAAACACAUGCUCGGUCCGAACCAGUACCACGUCCGUCGCGAAGAGGUCAAGGUGACCGCUCUGGACCUGCUCAACUCGAACGUCCCGGGUGCCAUCACCGAGAAGGGUGCUCGUGCGAACGUCUCAGCGCUGCUCGGGUACUGCGCAAACUGGGUCAACGGCCUCGGAUGCGUGCCCAUCAAUUACAUGAUGGAAGAUGCUGCGACUGCUGAGAUUUCUAGGCUGGGUCUCUGGUCAUGGGUCUACCAUGGUCAAUCAACGAACGACGGAACAAAGAUCACGCCGCAGUUCGUCGACCAACUGCUCGCAGAGGAGGCUGCCAAGUUGACCAAGCUGGAUCCUAAGGCUGUCGACCUUGCGCGCCGUUACCUGUCCGAUCAGGUGCGCCAGAAGGCUCCGUCCGAGUUCCUCACAACCGACCUGUACCCGCACCUCCAGCACCACAAGGCGCCUGCGCGCAUAUGAGUGCCCAGUCGCCAACCAGGUCUGACCAAUAGCUUCACUCUUCUGCCAUUGGGAGAAGGGGCGCGCAGCUCUCUUGACGCGGGGGCAUGUUUCCAUAAUUUGUACACUUACCAUGUGACUGGACUCGAAAAUGACAUGAUCGUUUCUCUGCUACAUUGUCACGAGGGG
Molecule: messenger RNA, 1950 nt
Organism: Tilletiaria anomala UBC 951
Lineage: Eukaryota; Fungi; Basidiomycota; Exobasidiomycetes; Georgefischeriales; Tilletiariaceae
Product: malate synthase
Exons: 6
Coding region: 175-1782 (535 amino acids)
Biological process (GO): glyoxylate cycle
Cellular component (GO): peroxisomal matrix; cytoplasm
Molecular function (GO): malate synthase activity
Source: RefSeq, a predicted model, not a curated record